Messenger RNA from Saccostrea echinata, 1326 nucleotides. RefSeq lists its product as uncharacterized. The transcript has 4 exons. The record is from RefSeq and is a predicted model, not a curated record. Gene Ontology annotation, molecular function: protein binding. Lineage: Eukaryota; Metazoa; Mollusca; Bivalvia; Ostreida; Ostreidae. Bases 94 to 1074 code for a protein of 326 amino acids.
UCGUAAACAACAAAUCUGUCUCUACCAGGUGCUUUAAUUUCCUGUCAACCAAUCAACGUCGUUUCUUCUCACGGAAACGACAUUUGUUUCAAAAUGGCGGAAGAUUUUGUUGAAAAUGAAUAUACCGAAGCAGAAAUUACUAAGAUACAGGCAUUGUUCAGAGGCAUUUUGGUUAGAAAAUGGAUGAAUGAGACGAGAAAGGAGUAUGAUGACAUAUUUAAAGAAGUGGAAACCAACAGCCAAACUGGGCCAAUUUGGAUAUGUGAAGGACUGUGUAAACCAAUUUUCCAGAAAAAAGCCAACAAGAGAAAGACACAGAGAGAGAUUGACAGUUCAGUUAGAGACACAUCAAAACAAACAAUGUCUACUCAGGCAGAGCUUAAAAAUGGUGCUACCAGAAAAUGUAAAGACACUAAAGAACUGUGUGAAGUAGGAGUUCAAUCAGCUAGUCAGGCUUUUGACCACGAUUUCCUCACAGUUGAAACUCAAACAAGUUUCUGUGAAUCCAGUACACCAACUCAAGAUAUCCACAAGAUUGAACAGUGUGUAACAACAGAGACUGAGACAGGGGAACAUGGAGUGCUAAAUAUUCAGGACAUACCAGAAAAAAAUAAGGAAUCAAAGCAAACAGACAUAUCAAAAACUCUAAUAGAGGUGGUCAAAGAAUCAAAUCAUUGUACAGAGCUGGCAGCAGAAAAGUUCAUCCCUGACAAUAUAACAAAGGAGUCUGCAAUAUCAUGGCAGAAUGAGUCAUCAAAGCAAAUUACAACAAAUCCUCCCAAAGGAAUCCCAUCUCCCAGAGGAAAUCAUGGUAUCCCAGUUUUCAUGGGGACCUCUGGGCAAACUAAUGAAACCUCAGUCUGGGACAGUUUUCAUAGCAUUUCAGGUACAACAAAAGCACCUGCUACUGAGUCUAAAGAGGUUCAACAGGAAAGGGAACCCCACCAGUACCCUCAAGAUAAGGAAUCACUGCAAGAAAUGAGAAAAAACAUUGCUUUAGAGCUACUUUGGGUUCAGCAGGCCAUUAACAGUAGAAAAAAUUAUUUAAAAUUGAAGGGACAGAUAGCAGUUUGAUGUUAGAGCAAAAGGACAUUUUGAAACAGCAGUGAGAUUCCUAAGACCUAGAUUGUUUCAAUAUAGCUAUGAAAACAGGAAGGGUUUUUACUGUAGUGUAUUCAUGUAAUGUGUAACAGGUUAUCAAUAUCUUUGAGGCAAAAGAAAACAAAUUUGAAAUGAUUCUCAAAGUUUCCAAUAUUUGUGCAUCAAUCUUCAUAAAAAAAAUUGUAGAUUACAUGUUUAUUCACCAUAAUAAAUUUUUACAAGACA